GUAGCCUUCGGCGUUAAAACUUGACGGGUAGCCGGGGAGAGGCUCCAGCUAGGCCGGUGUGGUUGGACUCGAGUCGGUGCCGGGAUUUUUGCACGCCAUGGGGAAAAGGGACAACCGGGUGGCUUAUAUGAAUCCCAUAGCAAUGGCUCGAUCACGAGGGCCUGCUCCUUCAUCAGGACCUACCAUACAAGACUACUUGAAUAGACCGAGACCAACGUGGGAAGAAGUAAAAGAACAACUGGAGAAGAAGAAGAAAGGCUCCAAGGCCUUAGCAGAAUUUGAAGAAAAGAUGAAUGAGAACUGGAAAAAAGAAUUGGAAAAACAUAGGGAGAAAUUGUUAAGUGGAAGCGAGAGCACUUCACGAAAGAAAGAGAAAAAGAAGAAGGAGAAGAAAAAAUCCAGUAGGUUGUCUCCAUCUUCCUCUUCCUCAUCAAGUUCUGAUUCUUCCAGUAGUUCUUCUGAUUUCGAAGACGAGGAUAAGAAACAAGGGAAAAAGAGAAAGAAAAAGAAGUAUCACUCCUCACGGAAGUCAUCCGAAAGCUCCGAUUCAGAUUCUGAAUCGGACAGCAAGGACAGCUUAAAAAAUAAAAGGUCAAAGGAAGAUCGUGAAAGAGAAAAGGACAGCAAAACCCUUGUUCGGAAAAGGAUCAAAGCUGAGCGUGGGGAUGGCCUGUCAUCAUCAGAGUCUGCUUCAGAAUCUGACCAUACAGAGGAGGUACCAACAAAAAAGAAGAAAAAUUAUGAAGAAAAAGAAAAAAAUGUGAGCAUUUCCCUUAAUCAAGAACCUUCAGAAAGCACUCGUCUUAAACUUAAGAGGAACAUAAAUGUGUGUUGACACACACACCCUGUCCUGACCACCUACAAGGCGGCGCAAAAUAAAAAUGAUAAAUCAAAAAAGCGAAAGAAGCACAAGAAACACGGCAAAAGGAAGUAAAAGAAGCUAGCUCAAGUUCUCAUUUGGAAUAACUUCAGUUGAGACUUUUCCCCCCUAAAAAUCGAAAGUGCAAUGAGACUAGAGAAAACUGCAACUGUGAAAAUGAUGAUGACUUUACCAAACUGCAUGAGCUCUCCUGUGUUUUAACAAUAUUCUAGACUUUCAGCUUGCCCAGUGCCAUGGAGCUGGAAGUAGCCAUUGUUGCUGCCUGAUGCUUAAAACACGUAGUACCUCUUUUCCUCUCUCUGUCUGUCUGUCUCUCUUUUAUAGCUGGUGUUAAAUGUUCUUAAAUAAGUCCUGCACAUGGUUUAAAUGAUUCAGCAGCACUGUGGAGUUGGAUUGAUGCUAAAAGGUUUUUGCCUGUGCUCUGUUACACACAUGCAGCUUUUACGUUAGGGUUCUUCUACCGUGUAAUGAAAGGAACUGGUUCUUGCACCCAAAGCAAUUGUGAACAUGGAUCAGCUUCAUCUGUUGUGAUAAAAGGAACAGACUUUGUGGACAGUAUAUGCAGUGCAGCUGCUGUGCCCAUGAUCAGAAAGCUGCUUUGGGUGUUUAUUUUUAUCAGGAUAGUGAUUGAAUAUUCAGUUUGUUCAUUAUGAAGACAUUUUUACAAAAUUCCUCUUUAAAGAGGAAC
Molecule: messenger RNA, 1568 nt
Organism: Gekko japonicus
Lineage: Eukaryota; Metazoa; Chordata; Lepidosauria; Squamata; Gekkonidae
Gene: FAM133B
Product: family with sequence similarity 133 member B
Exons: 11
Coding region: 98-835 (245 amino acids)
Source: RefSeq, a predicted model, not a curated record